CCGUUGACAGAUCGAGCCAAGACGCGGACUGCAGCGGAUCGCGAAGUCAAUCCGCGCUCGCAAGCGUGUUUCGCGACAACAGCGGUUUUUUGUUUGUUUGUUUUGUUCGUUUCGCGUUUCGGUUGCCCUUUCGCGGGUUUAUACCGUAGCCUGACGACGGGCAGUGCAAACAUCCGAAUUUCUCAAGACACGGAAAGUGCUCCUAUUAAAGGGAGAAACAGUGUUUUUUUAGUGUGCUAGUGUACUUCACCGGUGUACUUAGCGUGAGACACGAAACAGUGGUACGUGUGCGUGCGUAAAGUUCUAUAUCGCGGCGUGGUUACCUGCUGUGCUUGAGUCGCGUUGUGUUAUAAAACGAAAUUUCUUGUUACACGUAUGAUUUCAUCCGCUACCGGAACUUGCCCAACAAGAGACGUCGCUGUAUAGUGUGCCAUUAAUCAUAAGCGGUGUAUGUGUGUGAGGUGAGAGCUUCCGCGAGGAUUAAAUCAUCGCCCACAAAACCAAGCUUCCAAUCUCGACCAGGUUUGAAGUGUGUUCUGAAGUGGUUCUGCCUCGUAAAAGGGAAAGUGCUUACGAUAAGCAAAAGAAAUAUCGGGCUGUGUUAUCGCGUAGGCCCCAAAUGUGGCGCUGUGAACGGUCGCUACCGCCAUGAGUGUCCGGGAUAUCAGUGGGACAGUGUUCAGCAAUCGGAUGGCACUGCACGAACGGCACCGGCCGCAUCAUAAUCUUCCGCGCGUCCGCGAAUCAACUCAAGUCGGUAGUUCCGCCCAAGACGCAGUGCCAAGAAUGUCACCUCCGAGCCCAUCCACAACAAUGGGCCUAAGCAAUGUAGAAAGUGAUGCUACCGGACCGGUUGGCGGUGUAGUGAUGCGUAAUCGGGUGUUCGAUCUGGACAAGAAUCGCAUCAAGUGUAACCGGAACCGGAUUUGGUCACGGCCGUCUAGUUUUUUGAGCUUUUUCAAACAGUCCCUCAGUUCUGCGACAGUUGUCAGCGGAGGAGGAGGAGAAGCAGGAGCCUCUUCAAAUUACAAUGAAAAUGUCAACAGACCACCCGGGAGCAAUGUGCCACCCUCGAACAGCAGCAUUCCACAGACUCCUAGUGAAGAAUCUCCCGUUGAUAGUGUCGAUUCGAAGGCUCCAGCCACUGGUGGUCAGCGCCUAGAUCUAAACAUGAUCCGCAAACUAGAAGAGGAGAUUUACAAGCGGGGCCGUGAGCAGCGGCCGGAUGCGGAAGCGAAAGAUUUCCACGAGUUCUACUUCAACAGUCGGCGACAUUCGGGUGGCGAGCGGAAAACAUUUACCAGCGACACGUCCGCCUUCAACGGUGACAAUCACCGGGCGGUGCUGCUGGUCGAUCCGAACGCGCUCGAGCCGAUACUACUCAAGCGCCCACUCAGCACGGACGAGACGCGGCUCGUAAUGAUGAUGAGUGAUGGUGCCGGUGCGACAACCGGCGACAAACCGGCACAAGACCCCGGGCCGGCAUUGCAUCAUCCAGCGGCGAGCGGUGGCGGAGGCAACAAAUCGAUCAUCAUCGUCGAUAACUCCGAGUACUACCCGGUGCUGAUGCGGUACGACAUCAACGCGGACGAAAUCGACCGGCAGCAGCAACAGCAGCAGCAGUACCGUCGCAAUCGGGCGGAGAUGCUUAAAAUAGACACUACCACAGGAGCGAGCUCCACAUCGUCCGCACCCACCGGUCGGCCGGUUGCGCCAAUCAACCUCCGUCGUCCGCCGUCUGGGCCGGACAGUGUAACGACAACGUCACCGUCCGCCGGGGGUUUCCCGAUGAAAAGUGACGAAAAGUUGUCAUCGUUUGCGUCCUCCUCGCUGUCUUCCUCGUUAAGUGGAGCAACCUCAUCAAGUGUAGAGCAUCCAUCGCCCCAGUCUUCCCUCGAGCUGCACGGACUGGCAGCUCCAAAGCAUCGUCCUCCACUGAUGGUACCGUCCACCCAGCCAGCAUCCGGAACGGGGGGUAGUGGAGGCCGCGGCAGCAAGAAACAGCUGCAACAGCGGACGGCGAAUCUGUUCCAACGGUUUCUGCAGCAUCGCCGCAGUCUUAACCUUUCCGUGCGCCGUAAACGAUGCCGACCUACGCACGAGUGUGCACACUUCAAGAACACGGAAGUCGCGCUUGGCCGAGCGCACUGGGCAGAUGUCAUCCUCGGGGGCAGUGGCAGCGGUAGCAGUACGGCGUACGGUGGCCACCAUUCGCGCUCCUCCGGUAACAAGGUGAAAUUUGAGUAUCUAAAGCGAAUGGCACGGUACGACUGUGAGGCUGGAAUGACAAAUGGUAGUUGCUACGCUGCCCGGAGGGUAAGACCCAACGGAAGCCAGAUGCGUCGCCGUGCCGCUAGUGAGCCCGAUCUGGUGUCGCGCACGAACUGGAAGAGCGAUGGCUUUGUGCAGCAUCUACAGCAUCAGCACCGUACGCUCUAUUGGAGCACGGGGGAUUUGGGCAGCCUCGGACGACUGAUGGAGCACGGGAAGAACUUUGAAAACAUCUUCGACAGUACUAGCGACAAUCUGUCCGCACGGUUGUCCGCUGCUGUGACGUCCAGCUCAAGUUCUUCCUCGGUUCCUCUGUCGGGUUCUGGUUCGUUAUCAUCCUACACGACCGCUUCUUCGAUGGGAAGUACCUCUAGUCAGCGUAUGCUCCAACGUCGGUUAGCGAGUGCUCUGCUGAAGUCAUCGAGGGAGCAUCAUCACCACAACAGCAAACCUCCACUGUCGUGCUCUUCUGUAGGGAAUUCCGGCUCAUCGAACUCAUCUUCCUCGUUGGUGGUCAACACUUCCGGCCAGUCCAGCAGUGGCAAUAUUCUGCGCAAAAAGUCCUCCUCCUUCCGGGGAGUACUGCGCCGCUCCAACACGCCGGACGUCGUCAAUACUUGGGUGUAUCGCAAAAGCUACGAUGGCUCAGGAAACGGUCUAGGAGAGCCCCCGUACCACCGGGGGCACGGUAGUCCACACGCCUCGCCAUCGCGGUACUCCUACAACAGCACUGCCAAAAGCCCGCUGCAGCAUUGGCGUACGUCUAGCGCCGGUGCGUCCGACUUCAAACGCAACUCACGUCUCCGCAGUUCGGCGAACGCCGCCGUGCCGGGUGCGACCGGGCAUCAUCAUCAUCACAACAUGGUCGAUCUGAAUGUGCCGCGUGGCCACUCGCCACACUUCAGCCCGUCCCGACAGACGACACAAACCGGCGACACGCAAACGCUGCACGUCUACCUGCCCAACCAUGGCUUCCGGAUGAUCCGCUUCGACGAGGCGUCGGACGUGCGUCAGAUCAUCAACCUGAUCGUCGGCUGGAUGUCGCCGGGCCAGAAGCCCAACCCGCAAAGCUACGCGCUUCGGCUGCGCCACAUGCUUACCAAAGAGGUCCUGUGGAUGCCACCGGACACGUCGAUGUCGCAGGUGAUGGCCCACAUCUACAACCCGUCCUGCAGCAAUGCGGACUGCCCGAACGUGGACAAGAGCACGAUCGCGAAGCGCAUGCAGCAGAAGACGAGCGGCGCGAUCGGGCACGCGAACAGCGUGUGGAAGGCGGAGCUGCGCGUCCGCUACAUCCCGAAGAACCUGAAGGAGCUGUACGAGCGGGACCGCACCACCUGCCACUUCUACUUCGACCAGGUCAAGCAGGACUACAUCCAGUCGAACGUGCCGCACAUCGAUCCGGAGAUCGCGGUCCAGCUGUGCUGCCUCGGCAUUCGCCACUACUACAAAGACACUAACCAUACCUCGAACGACCGGAAGCAGCAUCUCGACUACAUCGAGAAGGAGAUGGGCUUCGGCAACUUCAUACCGAAAUCUGUGAUAGAUACCAUUAAACAGAAGAAUCUGAAGAAGCAAAUCCAGGCGGGCUACAAGAAGGUGUACAGCUACAGCGAGAUGGAGUACAUGCUCAAGUUUUUCGACCUCCUCCGCACGCAGUACACGUUCGACCAGGAGCAGUUCAACGUGCAGCUGAGCAGCAGCUGGAACAUCCGCGUCGAUCUCAUCAUCGGGCCGCACGUGGGGCUGUCGUACUCGGUGAACCCGCAGGCGCCCCCGACAAAGGUGACGGACUUCGAGAGCAUCGAGCGCAUCACGACCAGUAUUCUGCCGACGUCGCUGACGAAAAGUGACCACCAGGGUGGGCGCGGUGCGAAGGGCAAGGAUCAGCCCGAUCUGACGAGCUCGUGCGGUAGCAACGCGUCCGCCGGAGAUGGUGCCGGUGACAAGGGCAAGAAGGAUGGCAAGAAGGGCGCGUCCGCGGGCGCCACCGGCAGCCAGUGCGCGUGUGGCGAGAUCAAGACGCAGCUGCGCAUACGCGUGAGCGGCAACAGCGAGGACCUGGCGAUCACGUGCGAUGGCAUCAAGACGUCCGAAAGCAUAGCCGAUCUAGUCGAUGGUUACUGUAGAUUAUUUAACAAAAACGAUAACAGCCUGUGGGAUCGUACCGUCAUACCAAAGGGAGGUGGUGCUGCGGCGGCCACGCCACCGGCCGGCAACAGUGCGACCAACUCGCUGGAAAAGAGUCAGCUGAAGAAAAGCCUGACCGAGUCGCAGACGUCCUCGACGGACCGGCACGGUUCGCGCUCGUCCAGCGCGGAUCGGCUGAACGGUGGCAGUGGAGGCGAGCUGGCCGAACCGCCGAAACCGACGCUCAACGAGGACUACGCGGAGCUGGGAAUGUGCGACGAGGAGGGCGACUACUCUACACCGGCCGCGCGGGACUAUGAGCUCGAUCGGUCGCAGAUCACGCUGAACGAGAUCAUCGGGGUGGGUCAGUUUGGGGAUGUGCACAUUGGGUCGUGUCGGCUGCCGAACAAGUCCACGCUGGUGAGCAAGCUGAACCAGUCGCUCACGUCCGAGUUUGACGAGUACUCGCAGAUGGACAACGGUAAUGCCGAUGCGCAGAAGACGGGCAUCAUCCAGGUGGCGGUGAAGACGUGCAAACCGGACGCGGACACUACGACGUCGGAGAAGUUCCUGCAAGAAGCAUACAUUAUGAAGAAGUUCGAGCAUCCCCACAUCAUCAAACUGAUCGGCAUAUCCAGCGGUCCGCCGAUUUGGAUCGUAAUGGAGUUGGCCCGCCACGGGGAGCUGCGAGCGUACUUGAAGAAGAACGGUCCCAAGCUUAAGCUGGGAACGCUUCUGCUAUACUCUUACCAACUCUCAACGGCGCUGAGCUAUCUGGAGUCGAAGAAGUUCGUUCACCGUGAUAUUGCCGCCCGCAACGUUCUGGUCAGCUCCCCGACUUGUAUAAAGCUUGCCGAUUUUGGACUCUCAAGAUGGGUUGAAGAUCAAUCGUACUACACUUCCACCAAAGGUAUGCUUCCGAUCAAGUGGAUGGCACCGGAAUCGAUCAACUUCCGCCGCUUUACAACCGCUAGCGACGUGUGGAUGUUUGGCGUCUGCACGUGGGAGAUACUCAUGCUUGGCAUCAAACCAUUCCAAGGCGUUAAGAAUUGUGAUGUUAUCGGUAAGCUGGAGAACGGCGAGCGUCUGCCGCUGCCGCCGAACUGUCCGCCGCGGCUGUACUCGCUGAUGUCACAGUGCUGGUCGCUGGAACCGCUCAAGAGGCCCAACUUUAAGAGCGUCAAGGAAACACUCUAUGAAAUUCUGAUGGAAGAACGGCACAGCGAUUGUGAGACGAUGCGCCGGGAGAAUCGACGUGUGGCGGCAAUGUCCUGGGGUGCUGGAGACGAUAUGGCACCACCGAAGCCUGCCCGAGGACCUACAAUGGGAGGAGAUGGUCCCCUCGUGCCGGGCGCACCCCAAACGUACAUCGUCGCCCGCGACCCAACCGUGCUGGCGGCGCUGAUGCGCGAGAACGAGCAGCGGGGCAUCAACCCGUCGUCCUACACGACACCGGCCUCCGCUCAACAGCAGCACCAAACGCAGCAACCGUACUACCCGCAGGGCAACUCGAUCGUCACCUACCAGCAGUACCAUGCGCAGCACCAGCAGGCCCUUGCCGCUGAAUACUAUCAGCAUCAGCAGCAGCAGCAACAGUACGUGAUGCAGCAAGCUCAACCGCAACAGGUCGGGCCGAACUACAUGCCGUACGGUGCGGCACCGGUGCAAACUGUCCAACCGGCUGCCGGUGCACAGUAUCAGCCAGCGGCCGCGUACGUUAAAUCACCCCAGCAGGAAGAUCAACCCGGUGGUACGAAGACGCGCAGUCUGGAGCGAAACGCCGCCGGUCAGAACAUUGUGUCGGCGUACGCCGCCCGCAUCAACUCGCUCGAACGGACGCGCCAGAUGAGCAUGGAGUACGGUAACUCGGUGAAGGCGAUGCGCUCCAACUCGCUCACCCGCCAGUACAGCGGUGGAAACCAGUCCGAUCUGUACCCGGGCGUUGGGCAUGGCGUACGCUCCGCAAGCUUGGAGCGCGGCGCCCAGAUGGCAUCGGCGGGCACUGUCGGUGGCAACAACGGGGCCGGCUACAUGAGCCGGAUGGGCAGCCUGGAGCGCAACCAGCAAACCGCAUCCCAGUCGAUCUUCCUCAACUCGAUGAAGGGUGGCAGCCUGGAGCGCAAUCAGUCGGCCGCCAUCGUGAACGAUAUGAUGAACAGCAAGAUCGCGUACAAGGGUGGCAGCCUGGAGCGCAACCAGCACAUCCUGCUGACCCGGUCCGGGUCGGCGGUGGGUAGCUUGGAGCGCAAUAUGCCGUUCCAGAACUAUCGCAGCCCGGUGGCGGCCGCCCCCAAGGAGCAGGAACCGUUCCAGGAAGAGAUUUACGACUUUGGGGGCGUGAAUGUGAAGUCUUGCGCGUCGAUUGCGCUGAAAAAGAGCGUUGAGAAGGGUAUGCUGCCGCCCAGCUCGUUGGCCGUUUCGCCUGGGUUGCCUCCCAGCAGUGGGGGCGCUAACUUUGCCCUUCCGCCACCGUACAGUUCGGCCAGCAAGCAACAACAGGCGGCUGCGAGUCAGCAGCAGGGCACACCGCAGCGCGCCAUGUGGGGCGGAACGGCCGGUGGCAAUAUUGGCAUGCAUCAGCAAAUGUACAUGCAGCAGCAGCAGCAGCAGCAGGGCCCGGUACAGCCGGCAGGACCGAUUAUUGGCAUUGCCUCGUCGCAGCAGGUGCAGAUUCCGAUGAAGAUUUCCCACAGCCAACCGGUACAGGCACAUCCAGUGCAACCGGUACAGCAGCUAGCGACCUCGGUCGCUCAACCCGUGCAGCACAUUCAGCAGCAGCAGCAGCAACAACAGCAACAAAUGGUCGAUCAACAACAACAGCAACAACCAGCACAGUUGCAGGAAACACAGCAGCAGCUGGAGGAGAAGCUGCGCAAACAGCAGCAAGAGAGCGAAAUCGAUUCCAAAUGGCUACAGCAAGAGGAGAACAAUCUCAAGAAACGGCUCAGCUUGAUUACGGCCAACGCAGCCAGCAUGUCGCUGGACCAGCCGCUUGGGGGCGGUGCACCGAUGGAGGGCAGCACGCCGCCCGUAAACGGCGGUGGUUCGUCCCUGUCCGGCAGCUACCAUUCGCAGCAGAGUCCACACUUUUCGCCCCAAAACACCAUGUCCGGACCGCAAAGUUUGGGUGAUCACUAUCCCACCACACCGAACACGAGCGAUUCGAGGCCUCACACACCAGGAUCGGGCGGCGGUGGCGGUGGCGGCGGUAUGAUCAAAUCGAAGAGCUCCUCGAUGGAGCGCUGCACCACGCCACAGUCGGGCGACGAGAAGUUUGCGGUGAAGAAGGUGGAACCAACCAAAACGAUGCCGCUCGAUCGGACGAACGAUAUGGUGUAUAAUGCCACGACCAGUGUGGUGAAGUCGAUCAUGGCCCUCAGCCAGGGUGUGGAUCGGGCACAGGCGGCCGAAUAUUUGAAUCUGGUGCGAAACGUCGGCUUUGAGCUGCGCGCCCUGCUCGGGGCGGUCGAUCAGCUGUCGGCCAACUUUCCUCCACAGCGCUACAAGGAAGUAGAGAUGGCACACAAAGUAUUAUCCAAAGACAUGUAUGAACUAGUUACGGCCAUGCGGCUGGCGCAGCAGUAUAGCGAAACGACACUGGAUGCCGAGUAUCGAAAAAGCAUGCUGUCGGCGGCUCACGUACUUGCAAUGGAUGCCAAAAACCUGCUCGACGUCGUCGAUUCCAUUCGCGUGCGCUACCCGAACCUCUUCCCACAGCAGCAGCAGCCGCAACAACCGAGCGCACCGUCGAGCCCAACGCAACGGCAACAUGGUGCCGCCACCUCAGUCACAUCCGCAGUCCAUCCGUCCAACACACCCCAAAUGUUUGCCCAGCAGCAGCAGCAGCAUUCCUUCGAUCAGUCGCAACUGCUCAUGAUGGGCGAUUGCUAUCAGAAUCUGCAACCAAAGCAACCGAUGCUGGCGCACAGCUCGCCACCGACGUCGCUCACACAUUCCUAUGAACCGGGAGGCCUCUCCUCCUACCAGCAGAGCGGUAUCUACGACAAUGAGUGUAUCAUCAGCAGCCAGCAGCAGCAACAGCAGCAGCACCAGUCUGUCGAGGUUGCUGGCAAGCUAAAGAAACCGGCCAUUGCCGCGAAACCGCCCUCGGUUGUGGCGAUGGCCUCGGUGAAGCUGAAACCCGUCGCUACGGGCUCGCUGGACGUACCGGACGCUGCCGGAGGGGAGCUGUACUCCAACGCACCGCACGCAACGUCGCCCGGACCGAACGGUGCCAACGCGGACAUUAAGCUGCCCGAUCCCGUCUCGUGCACGAUCGUGCAGGAAAAUUUGCUUGCCGCCAACAACCAGAAGGUCAUGGCCACGAACAAGCUCAGCGGUUAGGGUGGUUACACAAAAUGCGAUCGUUGGUUUGAGAUUGCUUCAUGCUCAUCAUACUCAUUUAUUUUCCCCAAUUAUGAUGUUGUGCGUGCUUUUUGCGAGGUAUCUUCUUUUUUUUUAGAAAAGAAAAUAGUGAAAUAAUGAAACUGUACGUGAACACGCAGGCUGAUAUGGCAUAUAGAGAACGCUAUGGUAGAGAAGAAAUGCUCGCUAAUAUAACCUCUCGUCAGUACAGUACUUGAAAUCGAAUCGAACUGCUUGGUAAGGUGAUAGCUUCUUACCGUACGAUAAGCGUAGGAUGGAUCUAGAAACGUAGAAGCAAACAGUUAUCGCAUAAAAAGCUGAAAUUUCCGGAAACGAUGCAAUUGUGAAGAGAAACAGAAAGGUAGGAAGAGUCAUUUGCACACCUGCCGGACUGCGUGUACGCUAGAUAUGCUAGAAUUAAAAGCAUAAUUUUAUUGUAUUAGUUCGGAAAAGCGCUGCAUAAUUAUGUUGGUGUAAGCCUAUUCCACGCUGAGGCGCAGUAUGACGGCAAACCAAUAUGAUGACCAUGAUAAUAAUGACACGCAAGGAGAUAUCAUCGUUUGUGAAUGGAAGGGAUUUUUUUUACAAUAAAAAAGAGAACAAUUAUGGACAGACAUGAAACUUAAAAGCACCUGUGAGCGUGGAGACGUUUGACAAAGAAAAGUGGGAGUAUGGAAAGAUUGGGCCCUUGACCUUUUGUAAAAAAAAAGAAGCUGCGGGGAAUUGAGAUGUAUUUAACAAACCUUUCAAACAUAUUUAAUUGCAUUAACCAAGCUACACCUACAACUGAAUAGUGCUUUGAUGCGUCAUUUGUUCAUUUGUAUUAACGCUUUCUUUUCGACUUUCUAUGCAGCAACGCAACGCACAAGAUAGAAAAGAAACGAAACUUUACCCCCGAAAAUGGACCAUUUUUCGCUAGGAAUUGUUUGCCUAAAGAACUAACCAACCAACCAACCAACCAACCACCACUACUACUAUUACUACCACCACUGCAAAGACUUACAUUACAAUCAAUAAUAACACUACAGAGUGCGCUUAGGUGCGUACGCUAGGGAAGGUAGAUACGUUUUUUAAACUCAACUCUUUUCCUACCACCUCUUAGAGUGUGUUUGAGAUGCUUUGUAUUUCGGUAUGUUUUUAUGUUCGUAGUGAAAUUCGUUCGUUAACCACCGAUGUGUGUGUUUUUCGAACGACUAAACAGUGCAUUUCCAUUGUAAGAUUUUGAGACUUUUUAUACAGUGUAAGUAGAUGCGGGCGGUGGGAAAAAUAGAUAUCGCAUAGGAAAUGGUUUGCCUUUCUUUUGUGUGGUGUUAUCCAACACUCAUCUUAGCUUUGCUUUUCGAUCUUUCCAAGUAGUUUCAACGAUUAAUAGCUCUCGUGUUAACAACUUUUUCGUUUUAUGUGUUUGUUUUUUGUUUUUGCUUGCUAUAGCCAAAUAGUGCUGUAAUGCUCAGUCUAAUUAACACUUAUUUAUAUAUCUUUAUCGAAAUAACACUCCAAAUAAACUACGUACGUACGGGAGAUUCGUUUUUGUGUUUAAAUGUGUGAGCUGUGUGUGAGUGUUUCACCGUUUUGUGUCGUACAAUUACAUUUAGCCCCCCCAAAACUAACUAUUCAGCUAACAGCAAACAUAUACUCCCAAAAAACUUGUUAUAAACGAUGCUGGCGGCUUUAAAGGCGUUCGAAAGGGGGAAAAAAUACCGAAAAACGAACCUUUUGCAGUAAUUAAUAACACAUUCCAACAAGAGGUGUUUUGAUAAUAACUCUCUGCUCUGCUUUGCAUUACUCUGCAUAUAGCGCAACGCUUGGGCAUAGGAAAUGCGCAUUUUAAUAGCUUCAAAACUCGAGUAAUGAACGCUAAACAACUCC
Messenger RNA from Anopheles gambiae (African malaria mosquito), 10635 nucleotides. RefSeq lists its product as uncharacterized. The coding region runs from base 649 to 8745 and encodes 2698 amino acids. NCBI's taxonomy places the organism in Eukaryota, Metazoa, Arthropoda, Insecta, Diptera, Culicidae. The transcript has 15 exons. Gene Ontology annotation, biological process: signal complex assembly; protein phosphorylation. Gene Ontology annotation, molecular function: protein tyrosine kinase activity; ATP binding. Gene Ontology annotation, cellular component: focal adhesion; cytoskeleton. The record is from RefSeq and is a predicted model, not a curated record.